UGCUGCUGCUGGAGGAGGCGGCGGCGUGCGCGAUGCGCGGGUUGCCAUAGAAACGCAUUUUACGUGAAUCACCGCAACGCUGCUAUUUAUAAACGCGUAACGCCGAUUAUAUAUAUUUUUUUGGUGGUGGUGGUGGAUAUGUAGAAUACAGAGAGAGGGGCAGCAAUUUGCCUUAUUCUUUCGGCACGGCGGUGAUAAUUUGCGUGUGCCAUCGGAGGUUUUGGUAGCGCGGCACGUGGUGGUGGUUGUUGAUUUACUUGAAGGUGGUGGGUGGGUUACCGUCUGAUUACCGUCCCGAGGGUUAGUUGUGAAGCGGCCGCCACACCGUCGCUCCACGACUGCGGGAGGGGGAGGAGGAGGAGAAGGAGUCGCCGAUGCGAGCACCCAGAGAGAGACCCAGAGAGAGAGACACAGAGAGAGAAAGAGAGACCCAGAGAGAGAGAGACAUCGCGGGCGGCGCUGCGACGUUCCACUGCAAGAUGGCUGCUGAGAGGAGCCGCCGUUAGAAACGCGAAGCUGCAGCGCUCGCGAUAAACAAACACAUCUUUUAAAUUUAUACAAAAGUCGUCGUCGUCGUCGUCAUUCAUUUGUUUUUAUUCUACCAAAUUUGUGUGGGGGGAGGGAGGUUUUUGGUGUCCCUGCUCGAGCGGGUCCGUUCUCUUGCGGCGGCAACGUGAAACAGAAUGACUAAGGGAGUGCUGGCUGCUCAUAACAACAAAGUCCAGGACGUGUCCCAGGAGGAGUCCGCGGUUGUUGCAAUGGCAAUGCCCACGGCUCCACCCAGCUACGCCGAGGCGACGUCGGGCAAGGGAGGUGCCGCCUAUCCUCCGCCCGUGCCACCUCCACCCGUGCCACCACCACAGCUCGGUUGGGCCUACACAAAUAAUAACAAUAGCAGCAGCAGCAACAACGCCGGUCCCGCUCCAAGCUAUGGACAGGCCUACACAAGCCCCUCGUACACCCCAUACACGGACACGAGCAGCAACAUCGGCGACAGCUUUUCCUCGAACACAUGGGAGGACAAAAACCUGCGACGGGUCUUCAUUAGAAAGGUGUAUGCAAUCCUCAUGCUGCAGCUGCUGGUGACGUUUGGGAUUGUAGCCAUUUUCACGCUUUGUGAACCAGUGGGCUAUUACGUGAAGAGGAAUCCUAUUUUGUACUGGUCGUCAUAUGCGGUGUUCCUGGUUACCUACUUGGUGUUGGCAUGCUGCAAGGAGCCUCGUCGCCGUUUCCCAUUGAACAUCAUUCUCCUGUCUAUCUUUACAUUGGCUAUGUCAUAUAUGACAGGAACGCUAGCAAGCUUCUAUAGCACACGGUCGGUUAUGCUGUGCUUUGGAAUUACUGCCCUCGUCUGCUUCUCAGUGACUAUCUUUUGCUUCCAAACAAAGUUUGACUUCACAACCUGCCAUGGGCUGUUGUUUGUACUGCUGAUGGCACUUGUUCUCACUGGACUGGUGGCUGCGAUUGCUGUGCCUUUUGGAUAUAUGCCUUGGCUGCAUGUGGUUUAUGGAGGCCUCGGAGCAGUUGUCUUCACACUGUUCUUGGCGUAUGAUACGCAGCUGCUGAUUGGAAACCGCCGUUACGCCAUCAGCCCAGAGGAGCACAUCUUUGCCUCUCUUAACCUCUACAUGGACCUUGUCUACAUAUUCAUGUUCCUCCUGCAGAUCUUUGGCAGUCGCGAGUAGGGAUUAUUGUGUGCCAGCCUGCUCAGAGAGCCAUCCCACAUGCUCUUCAAUGAUUGGUCAAGACCUAGGUACACUCCGCAGUAAACGACCUCUGUCAAAUUUCUUCGUGUAGAAUACUUUACAUUAGGUUACUCCUCCGGUGGAGUUCUGUGACAUUUGUUUUGCAGAUUGAUAAUUAAGGUCAUUUUUGCGCGGUGCCUGAGCAUUGAAAACACCCACAUGCCCUUGAUAUUGUUCAGGAUUUUGAAUUUUAAACGUGCAGUAAUAAUACGAAUCAACAUCUGUCAGAAAUGUAUGCUUAAGAGUCGUGCGUUCCUUGACUAAGACAAGAGAAAAUAUUUGAGUUUAAAAUAUUCGUUAAUAAAUAAUGUUUCCUAUAAAUAUAAAAAAUAUAUAAAAAAAUAUUGGGCCUACAGAAUGUUUUAAAUGUAUUCUAUUUAGUAUAGGUUAUGAAAAGUGUUUCAGAUGAGCUUCAUAAUAGUAUUUCACUCAAUAAUAGUCAUUGCUCAUUCAGUGGUUCCCUUAGGUGUUAAACUAUGUUUCUGCUCUGCUUUUUAAAUGAUGUUAAUGACAUGAUGCUUAAAUCAUAAUUUCCCACUUAAGUUAUUUUCAUUUUUGUGCAUAUAUAUUGCACUCCUUUAAAUAAAUGUUGCAUGGGGGUGUAAAUCCUGUAGUGUAUUUUGUACAUUGUUGAUGGUGGUCAUUUAUAUUUAAACGGUUCUAUAAGUGAUACCAACGUAUGCCAAACUCAAUGAAAUAAUUAAACUUCCAUGCAAAAUCAACUACAAAUGUAUUGUCUAAUGGUUAGCACCAAAAAUUUGAGGUAUUGUAUGUGCAAAAAUGAUAAAGUUUCUCGAUAUUAAGUGAUGCAAGGCUUUUGGCUUCAGCCGAUAAAUAUUUUUGAACAUGUUAAAGGCUUUGUAUGCCACUUGGACAUUGGUUGCUUCCAAUUGUCAACUAUCGUGAUAAACCAUUCGGUGAAGUAGCUACAUUUCUUCAAACGCGGUUUUUUCAAGGAUACAACACCGUGUUCUAUUAAUUAUAAGACGCACUAUCUUUUGUUGUAUUUGAAAGCAAAAUGUAGGUGUGCGUCUUAAUAUCCGGCACAUGUUUACAGUGUGUCUAACUUACCGGAGCGUCUUAUAAUCCGGAAAAUACAUUGUGAUUCUUAAAAGCCGUUGUUAAAAGUAUCACUUAUUGUAUCUGUAUCUUAGAACUGUAAUUAAACCGUUGUAUAAGUAACAAGUGUGUAGUGUAGAUAUGUAAAGGAGAUGGGAGGGAACCAUUAAACGUCAGAUUUUUAUCGAAUAUUUGUUUUAAUUUGGAGUAAAGUUUGUAGAUUGUGGAGAUAUUUUAAAACCUAAACCUAAAGAAAUUAAAUAGGCUAUCGUUAUUUAACCUUCACUUUUAUAAUCGACAGUUGAGUUUGAUUCCUGGCCAUGGCUAAAAUCGGUGGGAAUUGAUAUCUGAAACAGUCUUCGGCUCGUUUAACCAAACCAAAAUGACUAGCGUGGUGAAUUAUGGUCAAACUCCAAUAGUUGAUAUGGUGUAGCGAGGCCUUCAUUCGGAAAUGGAAUGAUAAAGGGCUGAAAUGUAUUAUUUGUCAAUUUAGACUAAUUUGUAAAUGUUACUGCAGUUUAAACAUCGCACAAUUUUGCAAUGAGAAAGUCAUUUAAAAAAGUUUAUUUAGAGUUGCUGUAGCGGUGUGUUUUUAUUGAAGUCUCGGGGAUUUAUAGCUUCCGUCAGUUAACUUUUUUCAUUCUGGUUGUUGUAACUUAGAAACAGAAUCCCUGUGUUUACUGCUCGUGUAAAGUACUUUCAGAUUUUGUUGGCAAUACUUUUGAUUUAUUGAGGCCAGCAGUUUGCAUAUCUGUAACUUCUGAGCAUCUCCAAUGUAGAAUGUUUUAAUGAUGAAAACAAAUCAACGACAUUGAGUUAUAUUACUUGCCUACACUGUAUUUAGUUUUAGGCCUUUCGAAGCUAUUCAAGAUCCGGUCUUGUCACGAGUCGGCAAGGGACUAACGUUAAAUUGCACCGUUUUGCAUAAUUGCAGCGUAUAAUCAAGAGUACUGAUUGGUGAGGUUUUCACAUGUGAGUGGCCUCAUUAAUCAGCUACUGGACGUGUGGUUUUACAUAAUAGCCUGAAUACUUCAGUACUAUGCCUGAGGUGAUAUUGUUAAAAUUAUGUCAUCUUUUCAACUGAUGCGAUUCUGUUCAUACGAAACAUGACGGGGUCAGUGUCCCGACAUUUGUGUUGCCCGACUGUGCAUUGCUCAGAUCGCGAGACCACUUAACAGGGGCACCCCGUGAAGGUUGUCGUCUUGCUCCCGUAUAGAGUAUACUGCUGCAAAUUGCACCUUUCCAUACGAAAGAAGAAGACCUGAUGCUGCUUGUGUUGCCAAUGUUGAUGGAUUGCGCACUCACCCGUAGCAGCAACAAGUAAUCGAUUCAUUUCUCGAAACUGAUUUCUCUAUACCAUUCGUGCAGCAAAAUCAUUUAAGGGUCAUUGGCCAUGUCCUCAGAACCCUCAUGAAAAAUGUGUUUCUGGGAUAAACAAUUAUUAGUCCUCACGAGAGCUGUGGUUCAUGAUUGCCUGCUGGUCAGUUUUCUCCUUGUAUGUGUGCAGAGUGCUUUGACGCAAAUUUGGAUAAUUGCUGCUGAAGUCGCACAGUUCAUUGCGUAUAUUACAGGACACGUGGAUACGCUGGGUCGCUAAGCGAGGGGAAAGGACUGAGCUUGUUGAGGCAGACGCACAGUCCCCAACAAGAGGCAUGGGAGAAUGAACAUUUGGGUUACGGGGUUUCAGUUUGAACACUUCAAGCUGAGACCCGAAGAGAUUUUUGGUGGUUAUGUAAAAGUUAGACGGACCACUCACUUCUGACCAGCGAUGGGUGCGUUGUGAUUAAUCUGCUCAUUAAAAUUCAGCCGUCUUAGAACUGGGUUGAGUGACCACAAUGCAGACUUUAGCUACGAAAGCAAAAGGUGCAGAGUCGAUGUGAAAAUAAUUAUGUAUCCCUGUACUUUGUAAAGUGGUGUGAUUGUGGAAUAUUUCUCUUUGAUAAGCCUUGAGUAUGCACCAAUAAAGUGUAUCAACAAUGA
Molecule: messenger RNA, 4784 nt
Organism: Petromyzon marinus (sea lamprey)
Lineage: Eukaryota; Metazoa; Chordata; Hyperoartia; Petromyzontiformes; Petromyzontidae
Product: protein lifeguard 2-like
Biological process (GO): negative regulation of apoptotic signaling pathway
Cellular component (GO): Golgi apparatus; endoplasmic reticulum; membrane
Source: RefSeq, a predicted model, not a curated record